Solea senegalensis (Senegalese sole) is the source of this 5197-nucleotide messenger RNA. RefSeq names its product low density lipoprotein receptor-related protein 3 (gene lrp3). Gene Ontology annotation, molecular function: protein binding. Lineage: Eukaryota; Metazoa; Chordata; Actinopteri; Pleuronectiformes; Soleidae. Gene Ontology annotation, cellular component: plasma membrane. The record is from RefSeq and is a predicted model, not a curated record.
GCAGCCCAUGGCCAAGUGAAAGGGAAUUGGACUUGUAACCAGAGGCUGGCUCAAAUCCCACAACAGGUCAAGGGCAGGGCUGCUCCUAAGUGAGGUACACGCAUUACUCCCAGGUGCAUAUAAGUACCUUAUUGUCUCCAGUUAUUACAGUUAUCGCAACAGAAUAAAAUAAAUAGAUUAAACAAAAACACACAUUACAGACAAUGAAUUCAAAUGAGUUAUUUUUGCACACACACCUAUUGGUGUAGAAUUGGACCUCUGCAUGUAACUCAUCCUUUUAACACACCACUAGUAAACACACACAGGCCUGGCACAGGAGCUGUGGGCAGCAGUUAUCUGCACCCGGGUAGCAAAGGGGAUAUGAUGCCUUGCUCAGUGACACCUAGCCCUUGUAACCAGCAGCGACCCUCUGGUUAGUAGCCCACUUCCUUUCCUCCUGUCCAUGUGCUGCCAUGAAGUGAGUUUCAGUGUGCAAGUAUUCGUCAUUCCAUAUCAAAACAAGCACUUUUACUUUGAAAAUCUGUGAUACAUCAUCAUGAAUAUCUUUAUUGCUAUACCAUGAUUGAAUAUUGUGUAAUAAUGACUGUUAUUUUUCCCCACUUUCUUUUUAUAGACCGGCCCCCUCUUGACCAGACUAGACGCUCAUUGGCCCCCAGGUCACUUGAGUUUGACGCCCCUGCUGUAACGGUUUUGGUCGGCUUUUAUUUUGAAGACACAGACACAGGAAAUCCUGCGGGUCGCCAUUUUAGCUAACUUAAGUCCGGUGUUUUGGUGGAGACUGCGGAGGCCACAAUGGAUUUCCCACGACGAUGAUGGUCAGUCGGCGUGUGCUCGGUGUUUGUGCGAUGAGGAAGACACACACUGAGGAGGAGACACAUGUCGAGCAAACGGUGGAGACUGUGGCCGAGAUUAGAGCACACGUCCCCAGCGGCGGACCAUGGGACUGACGGUGUUGCUACUGCUGCUGCUGCUGGGACUGCUGUGGUUCCGCUGCUCUCCGCUCUGUGCAGGCUGCAGUGAGCAGGUGGAGGUCCACACCGAGCGCAGGGGCGUCAUCUACAGCCCCUCCUGGCCUUUAAACUACCCUGCUGGAGUCAACUGCAGCUGGCACAUCCAGGGAGGACAGGGAGAGGUCAUCACCAUCAGCUUCCGUAACUUUGACCUGGCGGAGACGGGAGGUUGUUUGGGAGACUGGCUGCUGCUGACUGUGAGGAAUGGGGAGUUCAGGCUGUGUGGCUCCAUGCUACCGCCGCCCAUUAUCUCCACCAGGGGGCGCAUGUGGCUUUACUUCCACUCGAAGGCCAACAGCUCUGGACAAGCCCAGGGUUUCCGUCUCUCUUACAUCAGAGGUCACCUCGGUCAGAGCAGCUGUCAAGCGGAUGAAUUCUUAUGUGGGAAUGGGAAGUGUCUCCCUCGCUCUUGGAAGUGCAACGGUCAGGAUGAGUGUGGCGAUGGCACCGAUGAACGCAGCUGCUCCCCGCCUCCCACUGAGGCUCAUCCCGGCCUCUGUCCUUUUGCCUCCCUGCCCUGCACUGAGGCUCAGUCCACCCGCUGUCUUCCGGCUGCCUUGCGCUGCAACGGAGCACGGGACUGCACCGAUGGAACCGAUGAGCUAGGUUGCCCCGACACCGCCUGUGGCAAACACCUGAGAAAUUUCUAUGGUUCCUUUGCUUCCCCAGAUUUUUUCCGGCCUAACCGCAGCACUGCGUCAGAGCUGACAUGUUCCUGGCUGCUGGACACCCAGGACCCCAAACCCAUCAUGCUGCAGCUGGACCUGCAGCUUGGGCCCAGAGACUCGCUGCAUGUGUACGACGGCUUGCUGCAGCAGGCGGAGCAUCUUUUACAGGUGCUGUCGCAUCAUAACAACAGACGCAUGGUGCUGCUGGAGUCGAGCCGCGGAGAGAUGAGUGUGCUCUACAUUGCCCAGCCUCACAGCCCUGGACAUGGCUUCAAUGCUACAUAUCAGGUCAAAGGAUACUGCUUUCCCGGUGAACACCCCUGUGGCAGUGACCAGGGCUGUUUCUCUGAACGCCAGCGCUGCGAUGGCUAUUGGCAUUGCCCCUCUGGCCGCGACGAGGAAGCCUGCCCAACGUGUCCAGACGGGGAGUUUCCCUGUGAGGGAGGUGCAGGCAUGUGCUACCCAGCCUCGGAGCGCUGCAACAACCAGAAGAGGUGCCCCGAUGGGUCGGAUGAGAAGAACUGCUACGACUGCCAACCUGGAAACUUCCACUGUGGGACUAACCUGUGUAUCUUUGAGACGUGGCGGUGCGAUGGCCAGGAGGACUGCUUAGACGGGAGCGAUGAAAGAGACUGCCUGGCUGCAGUUCCCAGGAAAGUCAUCACUGCCGCCCUGAUCGGCAGUCUGGUCUGCAGCCUGCUGCUCGUCAUUGCCCUCGGCUGUGCUCUCAAACUUCACUCACUCAGGAGCAGGGAGUACAGGGCUUUCGAGACUCAGAUGACUCGCAUGGAGGCAGAGUUUGUUCAGAGAGAGGCUCCUCCCUCCUAUGGUCAGCUGAUCGCCCAGGGUCUCAUCCCUCCCGUGGAGGAUUUCCCAGUAUAUAAUCCUACUCAGGCCUCUAUGUUACAGAACCUGCGGGUGGCGAUGCGCAGACAGAUCAGACGUCAUUCAACGCGCCGCUCGUCCUCCUCUUCCCCAUUUCAACGUCACCUCGGGCAUCUAUGGGGUCGCCUGAUUCGUAGCAGAGGGAGAGCCAGGGGCCACAUCCCCUUGCUGGAUUCCCCUGGACCCACACAGAUCAUACUGGGACUCCACAGCUACCGCACUGUGGGGGAGCAGGGGCCUCCGGUCAGGGCCAGGGAUCAGCUGGGGGACGAGGAUGAUGUAGUGGGGGGUAUGUCAGGCUCCAGCUGCUUAGCCACCAUGGGCCUGCAGCCAUGCACACCAGAGAGCCCCGCCUCACCUCUCUCCUCACAAUCAGUGGACAGUCCAGACGACGAGGACCUCUUGCCUGUUUGCGAGGAAGGAGCCAGGACUCCACUGUCGGAACCUCCCGCUGCUGGUCACAGUGACUCAUCAGCCCACAGUGAACAUCGUCCCACCCCACAGGAAGCAUCUAUGCCCCUCUGCCACCCACGGCUAUCUAAGAAACUAGUUCUGGAGCUUGCAGUUAACUUUCAAGGAGUCUCCUUAAGACGUUAUUCCCCUCUUGGGCCCUUGUCCCCUAUCUCACCUCCUGUGUUUUCCAGCAGCUCCUUGACACCAUUAACCCAGUCUCAUUCACAGAGUCCAGAGGUGACUUCACCCACUGGGCCCUUGUUGUCUCCUGUGAAAGCAGAGGACACUAACAGCCAUUUUACUGUUCAAAUGCCAAGCAGGGACAGAAGGAACAGGGAUGAGAGGAGGAGGAGGGAGGGAAAGAGUAGACUCUCCACGUUCAGCAGGACCCUAAAUGAUGAGGGUGGAGGCUCAGAGAGGGAGGCAACGUCAUCCUGAUACAGUUUUGGAAAGAUAAUCUUCACUGUAUCACUCUGUUGAGACCUGAUGGUGAUAAUAUCAGUUCUGCUAAAGUGUCCUUGAAAGGUGAGACCCAUACCUUAGCCUGACUGUUGUAGGAGGUACAGAAUCAGACCCAAUAUCAUACAGUUAACACGUGUUAAUUCUCGGGCUCAAACCAUUAAUCGAUUAUGAUUGAUCACUAAAUUAAAUGUCAACUAUUUUGAUAACCAGCUUAUCAGUUUGAGUGUUUUUUGUUUGUUUUUUAAAUACGUAAAUGGGAUUAUUUUCUGAAUACAUGUCUAAGAAACCAUUAGACAUUUGAGAACAUCAUCAUUUCAAGGCUUGGGAAACACCAAUCCACAUUUUUCAAAAUUCUCUGACAUUAUAUGGACCAAACGUCUAAUCGUGAAAAUAUCGAUUAAUUCAUGAAAAGAUUUGUUUGUUGCAGCCUGAGUUUAUUCUAUCUUUUUGAACGGUUAUCAUUUAGAUUCAGUGAAACAAACAAAAGCCCAAAACACAAAUUAGCUCAUGCCACCUUUUCUCAACACUGGCAUUGCUUCUGCUAAAUCUUACUGUGCACUUCCCUGCUUAACCUACCCACACAUAGACUUACUGUUACAGAGAAACACACUUAGAUUUGGCUCCCAGUACCAAAACAAUACAAAUAGCAGCACGUUUGCCACAGCAGCCUUUUGUCGUAACCCAGAGCCAUUAUACGCCGUUAUAUACUGUGUGAACCAUAAAAGCCUAGCUCAUCACCUCUUUCCCAUCUUAGUCCCAUUUUUCUUGUCAGUCAUGGAAGGCUGUCACUUUAAAGAAGAUUAAAAUGGUUGUUUUCGCUAACAGCAAAAUAUGAAAAAACCAAAACUUCCAAAACCAGCUUUUAGUUGUUAUGUUUCCUUAUGUUUUUUACCGAGUUUACUUCCAAUUUUAUUUUUUAUUUAGACUUCUUCCCUGUGUUUUACUUAAUUUCCCUUGAUUACCAGUCCAGCUUUUUUGUUUACACCUGUCUUUUCAUCUUCCCUCCCUUUUUAGUUUGUAGCGUCUGUAUGUCCGUGUUCUGACAGCAUCCCAGCCUCGUGUGUUAUUUUUACCUGUAUCAGGACCUUGUCUGACUGCAUAUUGUGCACCAACCCCCACCAACUAGGACCCUGUGGAUUCAGUUUAUGUUUAUGUGCAUAUGUGGGAAAUUCAAGAGACACUGUUGUGGAGGUUAUUCCACCACGACUAGCAAAAAAAAGACAAGGUCUGGGUACAGGCUUAAAUGUUCUUUUUAUUGGGAUUUGUUGACAAUAAGAAAAAUACUGAAAUAACCUCCAAAACACAACUAUCCAAAAGUAAAUGCAGUAUACCAAGAGUAAACUGUAUCUAAACUAUAUGUAACCUAAGGCUGUUGGCUUUAGAUUUUUUUUUAUUUUUUUUUUCAUUUUAAUAGUAUGACAAUAUUAUGAGACAGCUAAUAUGUUACGCUAAUCCAGUGUUUCUUAAUCCCGGUCCUCAGGGACUGCGUGUUUUGAACGUUUCCCUGCCCCAACACACCUGAUUCACAUGAGUGGCUCGUUACCAGUGCUUAACGAGCUGACCAUUAGAAUCAGGUGUGUUGGGAAACAUGCAGGGCAGUUGGUCCUGAGGACCAGGAUCAGGAGUCACUGUAAACUGGCUGUUGGCUUUAGCGUUCUUCUUAUCCCCAGCAUUUAGGCUGCUUUUCCCCAUUACUAUGUUAAAAUAUAAUCUCUUAUA